This is a messenger RNA of Pelobates cultripes (western spadefoot toad), 21522 nucleotides long. The record is from the annotation of a GenBank genome assembly. Lineage: Eukaryota; Metazoa; Chordata; Amphibia; Anura; Pelobatidae.
AAAUCUUGAACGUUGCUAUGGCUGGAGGUAAUUGCAGGUAGACACAUCUAAGAAUUUUGGAUUAGAGAGGCAGUGGAAACUGUGUCAUGUUGAUGGCUGGAAUUUGGGCUCAGCUGUCUGUAUUUAGUUGAUGGUUUUCUUCAAAGAUAAAAUGUGGAUGCAAUCAGUUCAACAAAGACAGUCAUUCAGUGUUCCGAUUCAGAUCACUCUGCAGAGCAGCAGAAGACGCUACAUGAGGUGAGAGAUGCAUGUGGCAUUAACUAUAGCAGAGACAUUGCUAAAAAGUACUAGCUGGAUUUAUUACUUGAGAAAGUAGCUAUUGUUCUGUCUGUGUAGACAUAUUCUUCUCCUCCUCUCCACCCGAUACAAUGUUCUUCCUCCUCAAUUGUUAGCUCAUCUGAGCAGGGCCUUCUUCACCUCUUGUCUUUAAACUUUGUGUUAGUCAGUUACAUAUAGUUAAAUAUUCCCAUUGCAUAAUUGUAAGGUGCCGUGGAAAAUGUUGGCGCUAUAUAAAUGCUUUUGAUGAUAAUAAUAAUUCCUGUAUACACAUUUUUUUUUUUUAAUGAUUUGGCAAUACAAAGCGUUUAUUACACCAUGCUCUAUAAUGCUUACAGUAUGUUACAGAAUUAAUUAAAGCAGAUUGGUCACAUUAUAGUUUUUUGCACAAUCUGAUAGCAAACGUACAGUACAGUAAAAGGUUCUGUGAAAUAUAUCUAUAUGUGACUGUGUUUUCUAUUUGUGGAGGUGAAUAUUUAACCCCUUAAGGACCAAACUUCUGGAAUAAAAGGGAAUCAUGACAUGUCACACAUGUCAUGUGUCCUUAAGGGGUUAAAGGGGCACUCGAGACCCAUAAAGCAGUUUAGCUUUCUGAAGUUUUUUAUGUGUGAUCUGUGUUCUUAUUUUUUUUCAUUUUACAAAAAGGGCAGAUUUCAAUAGAAAUUGGCAGCUUUACAAAUUAACCUUGUUACACCUCCUGGCUGUCAAUCAGACAACAGGUCUUCCUGGUUGUUUCUCAGUGGAGCUAAACUCAAGGGGAAGGUGAUUGCUCAGAGCACCUGUCUUGCAGAGAGUUCUCACUGACCUGUAACGGGAAGUGUGUGAUUGGACAGCCAAAGGAAGUCUGGGUGGGGUUAGACAGUGGGGGACUUGCAACAGCUGCAGACAAAAGAUCUGCAGCUUUUGCAAGCUGUUUUUAGAUAUAAAGGGGAUAUAUUUAAACAGUGAUUUAUAAAUGUGUAAUGUGAGAUUUCUGUGGGAAACGCAAGUCUUAUGGUUUGACUGGUGUGCAGAUCUGUUUAACAAUAUAUUGACUAUAUAUUUAUUUGGGCAGUGGAAUGUGGCUUUUAACAGUGUGUGUGUGUUUAUUUUCUUUAAUGUUUGCAUAGAAAAGGUUAUUAUUGUUCCCACACUCAAUUUAAGAAAUGCUCAAUAUAAUUUUAUUAAACAUAGAAAAAUAGAAAGGAAAAAAAAGAUGGCAAAUACAGUAACAAUAUUACUGACUGUCAAGUUCAGCCACUCUUGCUCCCCAUGAGUCCAACUCAUUUGCCCAUUAAUACAGUAAUCACACCUUUGGCACUGUGCAAACAGAAUGCACUGACACAUCCAGAGGUGUUAUAACAUAACAAAGCAAGUGAUUCAUAACAAUCACAGGAUGAUUGAUGCUUGAAACCACAAGUUUCUAGUAGUGUUAAAGGACCACUCUAGGCACCCAGACCACUUCAGCUUAAUGAAGUGGUCUGGGUGCCAGGUCCAGCUAGGGUUAACCCAUUUUUUCAUAAACAUAGCAGUUUAAGAGAAACUGCUAUGUUUAUGAAUGGGCUAAGCCUUCCCCUAUUUCCUCUAGUGGCUGUCUCAUUGACAGCCACUAGAGGCGCUUGCGUGCUUCUCACUGUGAUUUUCACAGUGAGAGCACGCCAGCGUCCAUAGGAAAGCAUUAUGAAUGCUUUCCUAUGUGAACGGCUGAAUGCAUGCGCAGCUUUUGCCGCGCGUGUGCAUUCAGCCGACGGGGAGGAGAAGAGGAGGAUCGGAGGAGGAGAGCUCUCCGCCCAGCGCUGGAAAAAGGUAAGUUUUAACCCCUUUCUUCCUUCCAGAGCCGGGCGGGAGGGGGUCCCUGAGGGUGGAGGCACCCUCAGGGCACUAUAGUGCCAGGAAAACGAGUAUGUUUUCCUGGCACUAUAGUGGUCCUUUAAGCAAAAGACAGUGCAUCGAAUACCUUAAAUUAAAUGAAAUAAUUGAAGCAUGUUUGUUGUGGGGUGCCUUUGCAAUUCAUACUAAUAAUGUAUAAGCAUGGACCAAAAAGUAUCAGAAAGCACUCAUCACAUUAAUUAUUGUGUUUUAAUAUACUUGUAUGUUCUGCACUUGAAUCAACCUGACAAGCUACUUAGCAAGUAUGUUUGGCUCUCUAAUAUGUAACUAGUGAUGUUGAUUUAACUUUCUCAUAUAUAUUAUAGUAUUUGCCAAUUGUUUGUUUUAGUGUUAUGUAUUGUGUAUUCAUAUAAAUAAUCUGAAAUAGUAUGUUACAGAUUCCCCUAAACUUGCCUGAGCUAAACUGGAGCUGGGAUGAGCAGUCUUCGUUCUCUGGUUCUCAUUUUACUUUAUUUCAAGUAUUCUCUAUCAACUAUUGGCAACUAUUGUUUUUUAUAUAAAAGGAUUAGGAACAAAUGUAGUCAUUUGUUCACCUAUGACUUUUGAUUGGCAGAGAAUUAUGUGAUGGGUAGAGCUACAAAAACAUGAGAAUCAAGGCUGAGCACUAGAGAUGUUGCGAACUGUCCGCUGGCGAACAAUAGCGUGUUCGCGUUGGGCGAACAUAUCUGAUUUACGGUCCGCCCCCUAUACGUCAUCAUUGAGUAAACUUUGACCCGGAACCUCACAGUCAGCAGACACUUCCUGGGAGGGAGGGUCUGCUGCUGAUUGGGUGGAAUGUGUCUGCUGGCUGUGAGGUUCCCGGUCAAAGUUUACUCAAUGAUGACGUAUAGGGGACGGACCGGAAAUCGGAUAUGUUCGCCCAACGCGAACACGCUAUUGUUCGCCGGCGGACAGUUCGCGAACAGUUCGGCGGACAGUUCGCGACAUUUCUAAUGAGCACCCUUUGGACAAAAUGUGUGCAGCCGAUGGGAACUCAAUUCUUCAUUUGCCUUUUGAUAAUACAAAAUGAAUGGCACUUAUUUUAUCAACCUCAGAGGGAUGGAAGAUUAAAUCAGUCUUGCUGAUGUGAUGUCUCAGUGAGUUAUCCCAAAGAGAUUAGUUACCAGAUCUCACAGGAUAUAGUUAUACUGGCCUCAAAGGAAUGCACUAAAUGUCUACUUAUUAAGACACUAAGAGUUAAAGUUAAAAUUAAGUUGACUUACCUUGCAGUACCUUGCCAACUUGAUCUCUUUAAACACAAUGUGCUCAUUUCUUAGAAAUCAGGAACCAGCUCAAACCUUGGAGUCUAUGAUACUGCAAUCACAGCUCUAACCACUGACCUAUCUCACUAGUCUAUAGUCUAGAAAAGGAAAUAGCCAUUAAAGAGAGACUAUAGUCACCAAAACAACUUUAGCUUAAUGAAGCAGUUUUGGUACGUAGGCAUUACCCCUGCAGUCUCACUGAUUAAUUCUCUACUAUUUAGGAGUCCAAUCACAUUGUUUAUGCAGCCCUAGUCACACAUUCCUGCAUGUGACUUGCACAAUCUUUUUUAAACACUUCAUCUAAUGUUUACACUUCCUUUAUUGCAAAUUCUGUUUAAUUUAGAAUUUCUAAUCUCCUGCUCUGUUAAAAACUGUCAAGGACCUGCAGGAGUCUGUGGUGUGUGAUUAAAGUUUAAUUUACAAAGAAAUUCAAUUCCCAUGCAGGUUGUGUAAGUCACAGCCAGGGAAAGUGUGGCAAGGGCUGCAUAAACAGAAACCACUCCAAAAUGGCAGAGAAGUGAGCAGUGAGACUACAGGGGCAUGAUCUGUACACCAAACUACUUCAUUAAGCUAAAGUUGUUUUGGUGACUAUAGUGUCCCUUUAAUGGUUAAAGGACCACUAUAGGCACCCAGACCACUUCAGCUUAAUGAGGUGGUCUGGGUGCCAGGUCUAGCUAGGUUUAACCCUUUUUUCUAUAAACAUAGCAGUUUCAGAGAAACUGCUAUGUUUAUAAUGGGGUUAAUCCAGCCUCUAGUGGCUGUCUCAUUGACAGCCGCUAGAGGGCUUCCGCGCUUCUCACUGUGAUUUUUCACAGUGAGAAGACGCCAGCGUCCAUAGGAAAGCAUUGUGAAUGCUUUCCUAUGGACUGGCUGAAUGCACGCGCAGCUCCUGCCACGCAUGCACAUUCAGCCGAAGAGGAGGAGGAGGAGGAGGAGGAGAGCUCCCUGCCCGGCGCUGGAGAAAGAGGUAAGUUUAACCUCUUCCUCUCCAUCUAGCUCGGCGGGAGGGGGACCCUGAGGGUGGGGGCACCCUCAGGGCACGAUAGUGCCAGGAAAAUGAGUUUGUUUUCCUGGCACUAUAGUGGUCCUUUAAAGCAGUUUAGCAAAUGUUUUCCAGCAGUCAUGGAUCCUAUUAAAAAAUAAAGUUCACAUAUUCCUCAUUGACAACAUAUUAACUAGGAUACAGUCAUAACAUCUUGCACUCAAAAAUCACUGGUCACUCUGUUAUUUUAAGGGAAGCCUUCUCCGCCGUGCCUGGCAAGGUUAAAAGGAAAGAAAGCAGCAGCAGCGAUGGGGUUAAAACAUCUGAUAAAAUGAAGAAACAAGUUUCAAAUGCUGGAGAAGACAGAGCAAUGCUGCUGGGUUUCACCAUGAUGGGGCUUUCGGUAUUAAUGUUCUUUCUGCUGGGAAUCACUAUUCUAAAGCCCUUUAUGCACAGGUGAGUCACUGAGGAAAAUGAUUUGGAUCACACAACUUACAGGAGAAUUAAAGUAAAACUAUGGUGUUUUGUCACUAAAAACCAGUUUGUAAAAUUCAGGCUAAAAUAGCUGAGCUGUCAUAAUUGGGUUGGUGUUUUUUCCCAACUCAUAUUUUUGCAUACAUUUUGCAGUUCUCAGUUUUCACAAUAUGUGCUUAGUGAAUAAACGCCAAUGUGAUAUUUACGAACACCAUGCAUAACAGUAAUGGGGAAUAAAGAGUGGCACAUGGGAAGUUAAUAGUGGUGAUCUAUAUUUGAAGUUUGUCAUGCAUUACUAGAGGGCUCAAAAUUUCACAUCACAAGCUACUAGCCAGACCUAAAACUUACUUGCCACCUGAAAACAUGAACAGCACUGCAAAGUUAGUGUAGAAUAUAACCCAGUACUUCACUCAUCAUAAGUUAAUAAUCGUUAAAGAUAGGCAUCUUUAAACCUACAUUAUCCCUCCAGCUUUUUCUACUCCGUUUCUAUCUCAUCCUAUUGUUUGGUUACGUUUACGCUGCUUUUCAGAAGAGAGAACUGGCUGCAAGGGAUAUGAGCUCAUCCUAUUACUUUUUAAGUUUUAGUUCCCAUGAGGCCAUCCCCUCCCCCCACUUCAUGCAGAGGUAUCGCCCACACGGCCCCAUGUUAGAUUAUUUGCCUCAUAUCCCCUUCUACAGAGGUUGUUUAGGAUGUCACAUGCCACGGCCAAAUGUUUUUUUUUCUUCAUACUGUCACCGAGAGGCCAACAUCCCGCCACAUAGUUCGGUGGCCACAUUUCCCCAUAGGCCAAAUCAUAGUUAGAGCCUCUCUUCACCACUUGGCAAUAAGCAGGGAUUCACCUACCACGGGUAGUUAAGUUAUUUGCCACCGGCAUUAGCUAGCAAGCCAGUUCUAUAUACGGUAUUUCACCAUUGGCUCAAAGUAUUGUAUUUGCGAAUUUCUUCAUAGGAUGUCAUAAGAAUCACUCUAUGUAGAAUAAGAAGACAACUUGUACUCUCCAGGGCUCUCCCUCCAGGCCCAGUACACCCAUUAGACCUAUCUCACUAGCUGAAUCUCUCAUAACUACUAGCCCCAGGGCUCAGAUCUUGGACCAUUCCUAAAUUGUCAACAGAACUACACCGUAGGAACAUUCCUUUCCCGGGCACAGCUAGAAAAGCAUAACUCUUUAAGUUAUUAACGGUCCAGUCCAACAAUCCCAGGCCUGGCACAAGUUCUCAGGAGCCCAAUGUCAGCUGUUCUGGACAGUUUCAAGACACCUUGUCAUCCAGCUUGUCCACUCUACAGUCACUUAACGAGAGAAUGACAAAGAUAGAAAGCAUGAUCUCUACGGUUACCAAUGCACCUCACACUCCAGACCCAGCACCUGCACUUUCAAACACGCAAGUUAUGGACAUUACUAUCACUCCAUCCACUUCACACUGCACCACCCCUGUAAAUGCUGUUCCAGCUUGAUGGCAAGAAUGUCUGUCUAGUCUCUCUACUUAUAGCUUCACAGGAUAUUUUAGAGAAUAGAGCUUUUAGUUUCGUAGACAUAUCAGUGAUCCUCAAAACAAGGGACCCACGUCUUGGUAAAAAGCUCUCCAUCCCUGAAUUCGUUCUCUGCUUAGGAUUAAACAGAUGUCAUCUGCUCUGUAUACCCUCAGAGGCGAGAGGAAUUUGACCUCUAUUUACACAAGGUGGUGGUGGUCCUGGGGCACAAGUACGGGAGUUUUGCCUUUCUAUGAUUAGCGCAGGUCGGUUUCAUCUAAGGCAGCAGCAGCUCUGGCCCAGUCCAACACCCACAUCGAUUGAAGUCAGUUAGACACAGAGCUGUUGUGCAGGCAUUUUGCCAGCUUGAGACCUCACAUUCCUCCAACUUGUGCCCCUGCAAAGCAGGAUAGGGGACAGAGAGAUAAGCUGUGCAGAUAUGCAACAAUUUCUACAUAACUGGUAAUUAUGCUGGUUUUAUUUAAUUAAUUUAAAUUAAUUAAAAAUGUACUAAUAGCAUGAUAUAUGGCUGGAUAAAUCACAGUCAGAUUUCAAUAAUUGAGAAAUCUUAGUUAACUAAAGAAUAUGUAGUUAUAACACUCCAUUCUGCAGGUGGAGUCAGAUAAUUACAUAGUACUGGUAUCUUACCACGUGUUAGCAUACCACUGUUUUAUCCAUGUGUAUUGAUUUGCUCUGAAAUAAGAUCGUAUAUCUUAGGUAGAGUUAAAUUCGGCUUUUGUAAAAAUCUGGUAGAUUAUUCUUAUUGGAUGGUUCCAGGAAAUGAUUAAUGAGCUGGUUUAAAUGUUAUUUUAAUUGAAAAUUACAUGAGAAUAGGAUAUUAUAUACCUAGGAGGAUCUAGCCAGCAUUGAAAGGGUUACUCAGUUGAUCUAACUGUUAGCCAAGGUUUUAUGGCUUUUCGCUGGAAGUUUAGCUUUCUGUGUCUGUGAAGUACCCUCAUAAAUCUUGUAAGUUUUGACAGUUGAUGCUGUUAGCCAUUGGAUUGUUUUAAUAUUGCCAUUGUAUUACAUAAUUAUGUUAUUCUAAAUAUUCACUGAUUAUUAUCAUGCAUGCUACCUAAUAUUAUUAUUAUUAUUUUAUUUGUCACAAUAAAUUAUAUCUAUUUUUAUAACAAAUUGUGAUUUUAUUUGUAUGAAAUACAUUUCACUUACAUGAUAACUAUCUCUAAGAUCUAAGAGAAUUGAAAUAGUGGGCAAUUCUCAACUAUAUAAUAUCAUCCCAUAAAUAUCCCCACAACCUGAUUCUUCAAAAAACCCUAGCUUAAAUUCACUAAUACUGGCUGAAGAAUUCUGUCUCCAUUAUGCCUCCAUGGAUCAUGCCAUGCAAGCUAUUCUACUGGCCGGUGAACAAGCAUGGCUCAGUAAGACGGAUAUAACUAACGCCUUCAAAUUACUACCUAUCCAUCCGUCUCUCUGGCAUAUCCACGGCAUCAAAUGGAGAUAUAAUUAUUACUUCGCCACCAGACUCACUUUCGGCUCCAGAAGCAGCCCGAAGCUGUUCGACAUAUUUGCAGAAACUCUUUGCUGGUGCUCCUGACUACGGUCAGAUGCACUAUGGUCAUACACUAUUUGGACGAUUUUCUACUGGUCAAGACAGGUUCCCUCACUCCACGUAGUAUCAUUAGCAUGGCACUGUUUUCGGCACCAAGUGCCCCAUUGUCCCCUGACAAAACAAUAGGCCACACAACACAGUUGGUUUUCCUGGGUAUCUCACUAAAAUCAAUGUCUAUGCAGGCACGCCUCCCCGAUGUGAAAUUGGUACAUAUCAGACAAGAACUGGACCAGUUCCUCCAAAAAAGUACUGGUACACGGAGGGAUCUCCAGUCUCUACUGGGAUACCUAAAUUUUGCGGUGCAUAUCAUUCCACAGGGGAGACCCUUCAUCUCCAGGUUACUCUGCCUCCUACCCAGCGUACCUGAUGGCACCAUAGUCCUCAAUCCCCCCAGCUGUUGCUGAUUUACUCAUGUGGAAGUACUUCCUAGCAGAGUGGAACAGCAUCUCCAUGUUCAUUCCCCCACUGACUGAGCACUUCCCUGUUAUUUGGACUGACACAGCAGCCCACUCAGGGUUUGCUGCAAUUUUUUGUUACCACUGGUUCAGGGAUGUUUGGCCUCAAGAAACACUUGCCUUACCGACCUUCACGGAAACUUCAGCCCUUUUCGAGAUCUAUCCCAUUGUAGCAGCAGCUCAUACUUUGGGUCAUCUGUGGGCCAGGAAGGCAGUCAAGUGUUUUUCAAUUUGGCGGCUUGCGAGAUCGUUAAUAAAGGGCGUACUUCCUCCAUAACCAUUAUGGGGUUAAUACGGAGAUUGACUACCAUUUUUUUUUUUUUCCUAGUGUGCGAACACAUUCCGGGCAUUCAUAAUAUGGCAGCUGAUGCUUUGUCCCGGUCUAACUUUCAGGCAUUCUACAAGGUGCAUCCCUUCGCCAACGAACUUCCGUCCAGAAUCCCGACAUUUCUAGAGUUAAUAAUGGAUUAACAAGAUUAUUGACCCAAGCACGGUCACUCUCACAAACCGCUCUUUCUGCCAAUACCAAAACUGCCUAAAGCAGGGCUUUGACUGUGUUCCACAAAUUGUGUGGGGAGUUUCACGUGUUAGAUAAUUAUUCGAGACCAUGGUGGCUUUUGCAUACAGCACCACAUCCUCAUGACCUUUCCCAAUCAUCCACCUUUUUCUUUCCACUUACCCCAUCAAAUCUAUUCUUAAAGACAUCAACAAAAUAGAUCGAACUCCUACUACCAAUAGAUUACCCAUAGACAGAACCAUAUUCAGGAACAUGUCAGACCUAUUGGACACAAAUCCCUUUAAUACCCAGACUAACUUUGUCAUCAAUGUAGCCAUUUACAUGGCCUUCUACGGCUUCCUCAGACACCGAGAGUUCACUGUUGUCCAUCAGUGCCUGUUUAAAAUAUCAGACAUAACCAAACACGGUGACCAUUAUGUUAUGUACACCCAUCUAAAACAAAUCACACAAACUACCUGACUACAAUCCCUGUUUCCUACAGAGAACCUAUGGUGUCCCAUAAAAAUACAGGUCACACUAGAUUCAGAAAUGCAUUACCAGACUGAUGCAUUGAGAAAUAACAGCAAGAACCUUCGGAUUGUUAAGGAUGGAUACGGAUUGUGAUGAUUCAAUAUACAGCUGCCGGUGAGGAUGGCUUGUGUCUGUGAGCACGUCCCGAGCAGGAGCCUCACUUCAGGGGACGUGCAGGACAGAUGCCUCCGGUGGCGGUACUUUCCAAACAGGUCCUGCGUGUGGAGAUUAGUGGUGCUGCUGGUACAUGCGUCUGAUCCCGUGUGUUGCUAUAUAGCACUGCUUUGCAUGUUUGCACACUCUUAAAGGACAUUUAAAGGUAUAGCAGCAUUCUCUUUGUAUUUUUGCAUAUUUAAAGGGAUAUCCCGUUUAUUUGAGAUCUCCACUCAUAGCGCCUUUAUUCACAUUUUUGCACACUUAUAGGGAUACUUUGUCCAUUCUAGAUUUAAAGGCAUAGUACCAUAUAUAUAUUUUUAUAUUUUUAUUCUCUAUGUAGUAGUAUUUUAGCCAUUAGUCACCUAGCCAGCUCCUGGUAUUCCCACUCUUCUAGAGAGUUCUUUUCCCUUGUUUGUGUUCCUGACCCUGUAGUGUUCAUUUAAAAUAAGAUUUGCCUCACUUAAUUUGUCAGGAUUUACUGAAAGUGCUGUCUUUUUAUGAUUUUCUUGCACUUUCACCCACAGCCCUGCCACUAGUUUCAAGAAACACUGAGGCACCCUUAGCAAAAGAGCAACAUUUUAAAUACAUAGUUUUAACCAAAACAUGCGAUUUAAAAGCACUAAUGACCACAGACCAAUCAUGGUUUGCACAGUUUUAAACAUUUGUGCCUCUUCAGCAAAGUGCUGGUUCUGGUCUGGCAAUUCUCAGAGAACUGUGGAAACGUAAUUUCUCAGAAUUACUAUAUAUGUGUGUAUAUAUGACGCACAACAAUACAUUUUGAAUUUUCUGUGGAAUAUACAUUGAUCUGCCACAAUAUUAUAACCACCUGCCUAAUAUCUUGUAGGUCCCCCUCAUUUUGCCAAAACAGCUCUGAUGCAUUUAAGCAUGGACUCCUCAAACCCUAUAAACGUUUCCCAUGGUAUACAAGACAUUAGAAGCAGAUAAGGUUGAGAGGUGGGGCUUCCAUGAAUCAGAUUUGUUGUUGAGGUGGAGGGAUAUCCCAAUUAAAUGUGAGGAACAAGUGUUCUCCUUAGUCUCUACCCUUAGGCGGCAGGUGGUGGCUUCAAAUAUUAUAUCCAAAUCCAAAGCAAAAGAAAAACAGGUGAUUCAGGAAUUAUUGCUUCAAUAUAAAACCAAAUAUAUUUUUUUAGUUCCAUCAUGCAGAAAGACCAGGCCAGGAUACAGCCACCCUCACUUGCUAAAUUUUGUGUUGCACAGAACACUUAAUCAUGACUUAAGUGUUAUAUCCACAUCAGCCACCCACCACUCCCUGCUCAUUGUAUGUUAGCUAUGUUCACACCCACAGCAUGGCAGAUGGGGGCAUUAGGGAGGUUCAUAACCUCCAUUAUAGUAAUACGGGGGUCGUAUCGACCCCCAUUCGCUCAUGCUGGCCGGCAGCCACAUGAUAAACCCUCACAGUAAAUAGUACUUAAAGUUAUUGUUUGCAUGCAAAAAAGCAAGUGAACGAUAAUGUGAGAACCUGAAUCUUGCUGGCUGCAUUCUCCCACAUUUAAAAAAUAAUAAUUUUUGUGUGUGUUUGCGCGCCUGCUAGUAAGUGACCUCGCUUGCGCGUGUGUGUGCAUGUGCCUGCUAGUGAGUGAGCUUGUGUUUUUAUGCCAAUGAGCUUAUGUAUAUCAGUGACAUUGCUUGUCUAUGAGGCUGUGUAUCAAUAUGCCUUAUAUAUUACAUCCGGCAAUAUAUGGUUCAAUGACUUAUGGAGCUGGCAUAGUUUUUCUUUCUUUUUUUCCCAGGGCUGCUUUGUAUCCCCAGUCCGGCCCUGGCCGGUGCAAGGAUUUUUGCUGCCCUAGGCCCAAGAAAAAUAUGUUGCCUCCACCCCAAUGCCCCACACAUAUGAUCUGCCAUAUGAGCCAACGCCAGUGCUAAACACAGUGUCUUUUCUCUGAGGAUGAGGAUGAUGAUGGGCUCAGGCUGCAGUCUGGUGUUAAAACAGGCUCCCUGGAGGCAGUGCUCGCAAAAACAAUGAAUAGAAAGCAGCUUCAUUUUUUAGGGUCCCUUACACAGAUGUGUGUGUUCUUAUGGAAUGUAAUGUAUAGGGAAACCAGUUUGUCUAAGGGAUAUAGGGGAUGCAGUGUGUGUUUGUGUGUAAAGAAUGCAUUGUGUGUGUCUAAGGGAUGCAUUGUGUGAAUCUGUGUUUGUAUGUGUAAGGGAUGCAAGCUCUUCUGUGCUUCUCUUUCACCCCUUCCUCAGUCUGUGUGUCUUACACUCCCCCCGUCUCUUAAUGGUCUCAACUCAAGAACUGUCCCCUUCCCUCCUGUCCCUUAGUGCUCUCCCCUCCCCAUCUGUCUCUUAGUGAUCUCCCCUGUCCCUUAGUGCUCUCCACUGCCCUCCUGUCCCUUAGUGAUCUCUCCUCCCCCAGCCCUUAGUGGUCUCUCCUCCCCCCCCAGUGUCCCUUAGUGGUCUCUCCUACUCUCCCCCCUCCCAAUCUUUCCCUUAGUGGUCUCCUUCCCUCAUCUUUCCCUUAUUGGCUUCCCCACACCCUCCCAAGUGUUCCUUAGUGGUCUCCUCCCCCUCCAGUGUUCCUUAGUGGUCUCUCCUCCCUCCCCCCAGUGCCCCUUAGUGGCCUCUCCUCCUCUCCUUCCCCCCCAUGUCCCUUAGUGGUCUCUCCUCCUCCUCCCCAGUGUCCUUGGUGGUCUCUUCUCCUCUCCUCACCCCAGGUGUCCCUUGGUGGUCUCUCCUCAGCUCCCUCCUCCCCUCAGUGUCCCUUAGUGGUCUGCCUCCCUCCUCCCAGUGUCCUUUAGUGUGUCUCUCUUCCUCUCCCUCCCCUCCAGUGGCCCUAGUGGUCUCUCCUCCCCCAGUGUCUGUUGGUGGUUUCUCUCCCUCCCCCCCCCAGUGUCCCUUAGUGCUGUCUUCCCCCCCAGUGUCCCUUAGUGCUGUUUCCACAAGUCCUCCCAGUGUCCUAGUGCUGUCUCUCACCUCUUUCCUGUUGUGCCUCCUGCCUCUGUGUACCGUGGCCGGGCAACACAGAAGCUUCUGUUUCCUGUACCCAGCUGGACUGACAGGAAGUGCCCUGAGUCUCAGUGUGUGGACAUUAGGGAUCGUUUGGGGAUAACUUUUUUUCUAUUGGAGUAUUAUAAAGUCCAGCACCAAGAAUGUGUGUGAUAAAUUGUAUCCACAUGAUAUAAUAAUAAUAAUAAUAAUAUUAACCAGGAAAAGCACAUUCAGAUUACUCUGGUUUCCAAGUACGUCCUGGAUGCAUCCGAUAACUGGCAAAGAUAUUCCAUGAGAUCGUAGCUGCAGCAAUCUGUUCAUUUGAUUGUUUAGUUGCUAAUACUGAUGGAUGUAACCACUGCCCUACCCUCCACAUAUUCUCAUGUAAGAAUUCAAAUUUUCCAAUGCACUAUUUGUAGUGCAUAUCUUCAUUAAUGAUACCAGUGGAGCCUUUCCCUUUCCCACCAAUCAUGAAGGAGUCAUUCCUAAUCACUCCUUGGCAGCAUUACAUCACUGUAUAAAAGCCUGCCUGAGCAGCAACAUCAGAGAGGAACAACUACAGAAAUUAAAAAUGAAAUGCAGCUCAAAGCAAGUUAAAUGAUUCCUUAAAUACACUCCUUGUAUAAUGUGAGGAAAAAUCUAAACUUAAUGCACAUAACUAAUUCAAUCAAAUGAACACUAUGGUGUUAGGAAUAGAAACCUGUAUUCCUAAUUUUAAAGUGCCCCCUAUCACAGUUUAAUGAUUAAAGGGUUAAAAUUAAUUUUAUUAACUUAGCACAGUGGCUAGGUCUUCUCCUCCUACGACGUCAUGGUGAUGGUGGGACCUAAUGUGCAUGCGUGGCAAGUGCCGCACGUCUUCAAGCUUACCCAUUGGAAAGCACUGAAUCAAUGCUUUCCUAUGGGGAACAUAGAAGAUGUUAAACAUCUGUAUGCAAAGUCGAAUAGCAGAGUAAAACUCUACUAGGGACCCAGAAGUACCUCUAGUGGCUGUCUGGCAGAUGUUUACAAAUACAAAAAAAAACAAGCCCUGCGCUCACUCCCAUCACUCCUGGUGGCAGCAAUGACCACAGUACACAUCAGCCCCAAUACAUACAGUAAAAACCAAAGAAAAAGUUACCUGCGCUCUCUCCUAAAUCCCUAUUCAUAUUUAAACAAAUGGAGGUUAUUUAGUUACUCCAAUGGCCAUUGGAGGGAAUGCCCACCUGCCAACAUCAAGGCAGACCCCCUCAGGUGGGUUCCUACACCGACUAUUCACCAUGCUUCCUUGAGCUUCUGGCAAAGAUAUCUCUAAUGAGACAGAGGUUUUUUUAUUUUUUAUAUACACCCCUAUAUAUUAUUAACCCUUAAUAGGGAACACAUGGGAUGGGCGGCAGCAUUGUAACAUAGCUGUGUGAUACAAAAAGUGAAUACAAAAAAACAGCCCUGCGCUCACUCCCACCACUCCUGGUGGCAGCAACGACCGCAGUACACAUCAGCCCCAAUACAUACAGUAAAAACCAAAGAAAACGUUACCUGCGUGCUCUCCUAAAUCCCUAUCCAUAUUUAAACAAAUGGAGGUCAUUUAGUUGCUCCAAUGGCCAUUGGAGGGAAUGCCCACCUGCCAACAUCAACGCAGACCCCUCAGGUGGGUUCCUACACUCGGGGCGGACUGACCACUCAGGCAGAUCGGUCAUGGACCCAGGGCCGAGGCAGUCAGGGGCCCGGCGGGAUGCACAAACAUGCCCUAGCUGGGAGACAGAUCUCCCCAGCCAGAAACAAACAGAAUUGUACAAAUUUCAGCGAUAGGUUGCUCCUGCAACCUAUCUCUCUCUGUUUCCCCCCUCUGCCUCCCCUCCACCCCCAGCUUCUGCUCCUGCCAGGUCUCCUCUAUGGAAUGACUGCGGAAUGCCGUGUGAGGGGAAGAGGCGGGCCGAAAGAUGGGAAGUUACCUCACUUCCUGCCCUGCCCUCUCCUGCAGAAUCUGCAGAACCCUGGCAGAUAGCAGGUAAGUAAAUCUUAUUUUAUUAAGCUAAUAUCCCCCCUUUCCCAGCCCAGCCCCUGUGCCCCUUCACCCAUCCCAGUGCCCUCCUUCAUCCACUCCAGCCCCCGUGCCCCACUUUUCCUGUCCCAGCCUCUGUGCCCCCAAUUUUCCUAUCGCAGCCCCUGUGCCCCUUCACCUAUCCCAGUCCCUGUGCCCCCUUCUCCCAUCCCAACCCCAGUGCCCCCUUCACCCAUCCCAGCCCCAGUGCCCCCUUCACCCAUCCCUGUACCUGUGCCCCCCUUCACCCAUCCCUGUACCUGUGCCCCCCUUCACCCAUCCCAGCACCUGUGCCCCCCUUCAUCCAUACCAUCCCUUGUGCUCCCUUCACCCAUCCCAGUACCUUUGCCUCCUUCAUCCAUACCAGCCCUUGUGCUCCCUUCACCCAGCCAAGUACCUGUGCCCCGUUUACCUAUCCCAGCCCCAGUGCCCACCUUUUCCUAUCUGGCUGGGAGAUCAGAUCACAGAUCUCCCCAGCCAGAAUUGUACAAAUUUCUGUGCCCCCAUUUUCCUAUCCCAUCCACUGUGCCCCCUUUACCCAUCCCAGCCCCUGUGCCCCUUUAUCCAUGUGAGCUCCCUUUCACCCACCACAGCCCCUCUGCCCUCUUUAUCCAUCUGAGCCCCUAUGCCCCCUUCACCCUCCACAGCCCCUAUGCCCACUUUAACAUCCCAGACCCCACUCCCCGUUCACCCAGUACAGCCCUAUCACUAUCAUUCCAAUCCCUCCCUGUACCCACCAUAGCCUCUGUGCAUUCAUGCACACUCCUCAUCCUCUUUCUCUCCCUGUAACCACCUCACCCCAUGCCUUCCUGCACCCACUACAGCCCUCAUCACUCUCAUCCCUAUCCCUCCCUGCACACACUAAAGCCGCUAUCCCCCCACCGGCCGUAUGUAACCCUGCACCUACUAUAGCCCAUAUCCCCCCUCAUGCACUGCAGCCACUAUCCACACACAUACUGCAGCCUCUAUCUCCCCCACACAGUAGAGCCUCUAGUAUCCAUUCAAACACACACGACAGCCCCAGUUUCCCCCAGAUGUCUACUAUAGCACCUAUCCCCCACACACACAACAGCCCCUAUCCACACACUCUCUGCAACACAACCAGCCCUCUCCACUAACAUACGACACUGCAAACAGCUCCAUACACACACGCAAACCCACAAGGAACCUCACUGUAUGCACAUAAUCCCACAAACAGCAUUCCCAAACAUUCAAUACCACAUGCACCUCCCUACACACACAACUCAAGAGGCAUCCCCAGCAUGGCAAUACUGCAUACAGCCUCCUUAUACACACACAAAUGCAAUUAUUACAAUUACUUAUAUAGCACCAACAUAUUCUGCAGCGCAGUACAAUAUGUAAAACAAGACAAAAAAUGAAUUCUAACUCAACAUGUUGACAAACAGGAAUACAAGCAGCAUCCCACACAAGUAACCCCCAAACACGUGUUUGGAAGCUACCUGUAUGGUUGAACAUGUGGGGGAUGCUGCUUGUGUCACCAACAAACACAGAGGAAGGGAGUAAUUAAAUUUGCUUUAUUUCUUUAUUUUUAUGAGGGGGGAGGGGCAGGGGGAGCGUAAGGCAAGCUAUUAAGGGGUACUCCACUCAAAAACAAUGUUUUAUUAAAACACUGUUUUUGGUUGGAUUAACCCCUUAAAGUAUAUCUGGCCCUGUUUGGGGGACGCCAUGACUCACACAGACAUGCUGGGUCGCGCGCACAUAUCUGUAUGAGAGCUGCACAAAGACCUUGCACUAGGAGGGGGCCCUGUAAGUUGUCCGCCCCUGCCUACACUGACCUUUCACCAUGCUUCCUUGAGCUUCUGGCAGAUGUUUCUCACAUUAUAGGGUUAAACAGGGGCACUGCACCCAGGCUACUUCAAUGAGAAAAAGUGGUCUGGUGCCCAUAGUGUCGCUCUAACUUGUGAGUUAAUAAAACAUUUGAUGUUUUGAAUGCUGCACAGUGAUGAAGUAGCUAAGCUAUAACAAAAAAAUAAAAAAGAAUGCCAAAUGAUUUGCUCCUAUGUCCCUUAACAGCACUGCAUUUUGUUUAAAGUGUCCCUGGUCCCUGGCCCUUCCUUAAAUAAAAAAAAAUGGAAGUUCCUUCCAGAACCCCGCAGGUCUGUCGGGGCUGGCCCCACCCCAGUCCACUUCCUUGGCUGCUGGUCUCAGCCAAUCACAAUGUUUUCCCAUAUGAAAACAUUGGAUUGUCUGAGAUCGUUAAAUCUGAUUAUCUCAGCCAAGGAGGCGGGGCGGGGAAGAGCCAAACACCACAUUGACCAGUCGGCAUCUCCUCACAGAGAUGCAUUGAUUCAAUGACUCUCUAUGGGGAUCGUUCAGUGUCUCCAUGCAGAGCGGACAGGCGUUGAACAGCAGUGCCGCACAUGACCCAUAAAGUGCCUAUAGUGUGUGUCAGAGGAGUGACCCCUAGAGGUGUACCUAUGCACUAAUGCAAAAAGCCUGCAGGGACUGACUAUACUAACUAGAACCACUACAAUAAGCUGUAGUAAUUCUGGUGACUAUAGUUUCUCUUUAAUUUCAAACAAAUGUGUAUCAUAAUUAGGGUGAAAACAUCAGUGGCUUACAUACUGCUUAUGAACAAUGUAAAAUUAAACUAUUGAAUAGACUAGGCCUAGCCAAACAAUAUUUCUUUAGUUACUAUGUAGUAACGACAAUAACAUUCCUCUACAUCAGACAAACCAAGAACUAUUGCUCCAUAGUUUCAUAUUUAAGGGUAUUGAGUUUACGCCGCUCCAGGGCGGGCCCAAGACAUUGUACUACCUGGGUACAAGGAUAAACCACCACCGCCAAAACCAUGCCACCAAAACAUGGUGGAUGCAGAGUAUGUGUGUAUAAUAAAUGUAGAGUGUGUGUAGUGGAUGCAGUGUGUGUUAGUGAAGUAGGUAUAGUGUGUGUGCGUGUACUGCAGUGUUUCUAUGUCUAUGCAGCGGACAUAGUGUGUGUGCUGGGAAAGUAGUUUGUGUAUUUGUGUGUGUGUGCUGAGGAUGCAGUGACCCACCCCUGCCAUCAGCUACCCUGUCUUCUCUCCUGGCUCCGCAUACCUAGUGCUGUGUCCAGCCUAUUGCUCCCAGUCGUGACUGCACUCCGCUCAGUUGGUAGCGGCUUUUGCAGUUGGCCUGUGGCCCCUGGCUUCCUUUCUGGGCCCUGGCCAAGCAGGAAGUGGAGGAAGCUGGAUGCAUGGGGAAGAAGUAAAGUCCCCCCGGGGAGGAGAAAAAUGCAAUUGCUGAGGAAGGGUGAGCAGGAGCUAUGCACUUCUUCUCCCCCCUCCUUCCUUGGCAGAGUGUGAGUAAGCUUGCCAGGGGAAGAAAAGAGCAUGUGCCAGACAACAGGAAGAAAAAGUGUGCCAGACUGUCCCCCCAGAUAAGCCACUGAUGUUGGCUUAUGACAGGGAUGGCAAAAUGCCACCCCUGUCAAAGUGCCACCUGGAGCUAUAGUGCCAUUGGGACCUAUGGACAGGCCGGCCCUGAGGCUCUCCUUUGAACCCUUGGUCUUGCUUAUGGGGGCUGAAAGCUUCUAAGCAGUUACUCAGCUAUGGAAUCCACAGUAACCCGUCAAAAGGUUUUGCAUAAUGUUGUUUCCAGAGCUGCAACCAAAUACAGUUUUCUCAGCAUCCACUACAUAAUACUUGCAUUCAGAGUUCAAUUUGAGAGUCCUAGCUGGACUGAAAUUUGACAAAAUGGCUAAGCAUUGCAGUAUGAGUUAGUUUUUUUUUUAAAAAACAUUUUGCUUAUUUAAACAUAUCAGUGGAAUGUCCACAUAUUUUCCAGUGUACUGUAUGUUUAUGUAAAUGGACCAUUGUAAACCUUGAGGUUUUACUCCCACCCUACAACAAAAGAUCCAUUAAGCUGUAAUUAUCCUAGUUAACCCUGUAGAUACGAUGUAGCAGUUGAGCAUGCAGUCACCUCAAGUUAAAGCCUCACCUACUGGAAAAAACAACACACUUCCAUAAUUACAUAUGAAUCAAAGCACCUGUCAUUACAUAGUUACAUAGCUGAAAAGAGACUUGCAUCCAUCAAGUUCAGCCUUCCUCACAUUUGUUUUUUGCUGUUGAUCCAAAAGAAGGCAAAAAAACCCAGUUUGAAGCACAAUUUUGCAACAAGCUAGGAAAAAAUUCCUUCUUGACUCCAGAAUGGCAGUCAGAUUCCUUGGAUCAAGCACUUAUUACCCUACAUUGAAAGAUUAUAUCCUUGAAUAUUCUGUUUUUGCAAGUAUGCAUCUAGUAGCUGUUUGAACAUUUGUAUGGAGUCUGAUAAAACCACUUCUUCAGGCAGAGAAUUCCACAUCCUGAUUGUUCUUACAGUAAAAAAAAAAAAACCUUUCCUUUGCCUUAGACAAAAUCUUCUUUCUUCCAGUCUAAACACAUGGCCUCGUGUCCUAUGUGAAGUCCCGUUUGAGAAUAGAUUUCCACACAAUGGUUUGUAUUGGCCCCGAAUAUAUUUGUAUAAUGUUAUCAUAUCCCCUCUCAGGCGACGUUUUUCUAAACUAAAUAGGUUUAAAUUUGUUAACCUUGGGCACUAAAGGCACCAAAACAACUUUAGCUUAAGGAAACGGUUUUCUUUUAUAGAUCAGGCCCCUGCAGUCUCAUUGCUCAAUUCUCUGCCAUUUAGUAGUUAAAUAACUUUUUUAUGCAGUGCUAGUCACACCUCCUGGUGUGUGACUUAAACCGCCUUCCUAAACACUUCCUGUAAAGUGAGAUGUAAUGUGUACACUUCCUUUUUUUUUUUUUGUGCAAAUUCUCUUUAAUUUAGAAUUUCUUAUCUACAGCUCUGUUAAUUGUGUGCUAGAUCAUGCAAGAGCCUCCUGUAUGUAAUUAAAGUUCAAUUUACAGUGCAAGAGACAAAAAACAUUUCAAGUAAGUUACAUCUGAUUGAAAAUGAAACCAUAAUUAUACUAUGUAUAUUACUUGCAUGUUCCAAUUUUAUAAAGUUUCUACUUAAAAAAAAAUUAUAUAAAAAUUGUAUAGGAGGUAAAAUAAAGCAUGGCAUGAAUCACUGAACAUUUUACAACUAAUAAUAUAAUGGUUCUAUGUUUGGUCUGCCUUUUUUCUUUCCAGUGUGUGGAAUGAAGAGUCCAAUUGCACUAUUAUCCAGGCUGAUAUAAUGGACGACUGGGUAGACUGUUCUUUUACAUGUGGUGUAGACUGCCACGGACAAUCAAAAUAUCCCUGUCUUCAGGUUUUGGUGAAUGUAUCACAGUCUGGAGAAAUCGCUGUGCUGCACUACAACGAGGAAGCGGUCCAAAUUAAUCCCAAAGUGAGUCUCCUCCUUAACAAUUAUGACCCUAACUAUUCAUGUGUUGGCCAAAGUUCCUCUGGAACUGAGCACUAGGAACUAAGAACAAGAAUUUAGAACGUAAUACUAACAUCUUUCAAGUAGCACAGACUAGUUACUUCUGUUGAAAUAUGCAAGGAGCAUAUUCAUCUGUAAAACUGAUUGACAAGACAUUCCCAAAAAGUUGGUCCACUACAAAUAAAAAUAUUGGUUUGCUACAAAAUAAAUAUUCGAUUAUAUAUAGUAUGUAUUUAUUCUACAAUUACUGAUUUUUCUGACAAUUUCUCACAUGUAGAGAAGAAAACAAACAUUAAAAAGAAACAUGGUGCUCUCUAUACUAAAAAAGAAAACCUGUGCUUAUAUGAGAAACAAUAGUGCUUACCUAAAAUAGAGUAAAAAACAUGCAUGUGUUUUGUAUUGUUUCUUUUAGUGCUUUUAUAUUCCAACGUGCCAACGGGAUAAGAAUAAUUUAUUGGAUGGUGUCUUGGAUGUGAAAGAAUACUUUGAACGCAAAAAUGACACACCUUUUGCUUGUUUCCACCAACAAGACCGCAAACCAGAGGAUGUCAUCAUGAUGAAAAAAUAUGACCAAUCAGUCGUCUUCCAUUGCCUUUUUUGGCCUACUCUUAUGCUUGUUGGAGGAGCUUCAAUAGUGGGCAUGGUCAAACUAACACAGCACCUCUCACUGUUGUGUAAGGUUUACUGCAGUUCAACUAGGGAGGAACUUGGGAGUUUUAUGCCAAGGGCUGAAUUGCAGCAGAGUAAAACAAGGAAAGAAGAAAAAACUUUAAGGUGGCGAUUAAAUUCACAAAGUAUGAAUAACACUCCGUAUCAAUGAAAAGAGACAUGAAAGGCACAUUCAAAUUUAAAAAGUUGCUGAUUUAUUUUUUUUUAUCAGAUGGCUUAAAUAUUUUUAGAAUACUACGCCUUCCCACCAUUUUUUUAUUUUUAUUUUUGUAAUCCAGCAUUGAAGCAGCCUCUUCAAUGUAGCAUGAUACUCCUCCAAAGAAAUCAACAAGAUUGAGGACAUAAGGCACCUGCAUGGCAUUUGCUACAAACCACCAAAUCAAAUGCUUCUCUAUGAGAAGCAUUAAAUACUGGUUGCACACAGUUUCAGCAUACUUUCGAUUUGAGAGAGAACGUCUAGUAGUUGCCUGCUUGAUAGCUACUAGUAAGUGUUGGCAUUGCUAAAAGUAAGGAGGAGAAACAGAAGGGAGGUGCAGCUCCCACUAUGUCCUUGCAAAUAUGUAAAAGAAAGAAUGUCAAAUACAGUGAUAAAAAAAGAGGUAGUCCACUCACACUUUUUGAGAGCCUGGGUGUAGCUCCAACCUUUGCGCUUGGGCGGAAUAAUCCCCACCUAGGGAUAUGCUGUGGUCUGCGGGUGAUCUUCCUCUUUACAACAAUAUCUUCAUAGAUAUAUUUAACUUGUGGCUUGGUGAAUGGUGUCGGGAGCAAUGAUUUGGCUAUAUUUCUCAUGGUAGCUCUGUUUGCAAUAGAAAUAAACUGUACAAAAAAGAUGGAUUGCAUCUUUCUCAAAAGGGAACAAAUGUUCUUAGUGAGCAGUUCAGAGGUUUUGCUAGGAUGUAUUUAAACUAGGAGGGGGGGCCAAAGGGUGAUAAAACAUCAAUCCAAUUGUCCCCCAAAACAAGGACAGAAGGUUCCUGUAGCAGGUGUGUUAAAAAAUGAUAAGCUUAAGAGUCAUGUCUACAAAUGCUAGCAGUUUAGGGAAUAAGAUCCAUGAACUUGUGGC